CUCUACUCUCGGAGACUAGAUAUUUAAUAAUAAAAAAAUAUGCAACUAUGCAUAGUAUGUUUUCUGAUUUAUCUCUUAUUAUAUAUAUUAGAUUUGCUAGUAAACCUGCUAGUCUCUGGAUUACACUUUAUAUUUUAUUUUAUAUAUUGGUUGUAUUUAUAAAUUCUCCCUUAAUGGAGGGAUUUAUAGUUAACUUUCCUAUUGUUAGUUCAAAUAUUUGAGGGGAGGAUGGUUUAGAUCCAUCUUUUUUAAAUAUGAAUUCUGGGAAUAGUUCAGGGAGCAAUCCUGGAGGCUAUCCAAACACAGGAGGUGGCAAUUAUCCUGGGGGCCCGGGGGGAAACCCGGGUGGAGGUCAUCAUGUUCUUGCUGCAGGAAGUCAAAAUAAUCAUCAUAAUAGAGAUUAUUUUAACACUAUACUAAGUGAUAAUCCCUCUAGUUCCAAUUCUGGACCUCCUUUAGGAGAUAAUAACCAAGGAGUUGGACAAACCCACCCCACCGCAGCGGGGGACGGUGUUGUUCAAUCAUCUCCUCUUAAUUACCCUACAGAGGGAAAUGUUGCCGAAACGGGUAGAUGGUUAGAGAAAUACAAGUCUGAAUGUGUGCCGGCAAAUCGUGACCGAGUAAGAUGGAGUGAGCUCUUUAAACAUUGUAAGACUAUAGACCCUAAUGGUAGUACACCUCUUAAUCAAAUUAUGCUUACUAUAGAACAUCAUAUCAUUUCUAAACACGUGCCUGUUCCGCUAUUUAGAGAUUUUGUCAGAGCUAAUACUUUUAUAACUGAUGAAUUAAUUGAAUCUAUGAAAAAGAGCUCUAAUUAACAUAUUGUUUUUAAAAGUUUAUUCUAAUACUACUUACAGUAUAAGUUCACU
Messenger RNA from Aplosporella prunicola CBS 121167, 869 nucleotides. RefSeq lists its product as uncharacterized. The transcript has a single exon. Bases 255 to 818 code for a protein of 187 amino acids. NCBI's taxonomy places the organism in Eukaryota, Fungi, Ascomycota, Dothideomycetes, Botryosphaeriales, Aplosporellaceae. The record is from RefSeq and is a predicted model, not a curated record.